Rosa rugosa (rugosa rose) is the source of this 924-nucleotide messenger RNA. RefSeq lists its product as uncharacterized. Gene Ontology annotation, molecular function: RNA-DNA hybrid ribonuclease activity; nucleic acid binding. NCBI's taxonomy places the organism in Eukaryota, Viridiplantae, Streptophyta, Magnoliopsida, Rosales, Rosaceae. The transcript has a single exon. The coding region runs from base 1 to 924 and encodes 307 amino acids. The record is from RefSeq and is a predicted model, not a curated record.
AUGAGUGCUUUGUGUACGAGGCGUAUUGUGAAUACUCCUCUAUGUACUAGAUGCCAACAAGCAAAUGAAACGCCUUUACACGCAACAUAUUGGUGUCCUUCAAGUGUUGCGGUGUUGGAAAAGGUGAGUUUUUUCUCUAAGUUGGGUCAUGGUGCAUGGGGAAGUUUUGUGGAUGAUGAGGUAUGUUUCUUAAUUGUACUUCUUUGGCUUAAUUGGAAAGAACGAAAUGCUGUUCAACAUGGUGAGCAAGUCAAACCCACUAUGGUGAUAUAUGAAAUGGGUCUUUCCAUAUGGGAGAGUAUAAAGCAUGCACGGGGUCGCAACCAUGAGGGUCAGGUGGAUGAUUGCAUCAUAGCUGGGAAUGAUGUACAUUGGGCUCCACCCCCAGGUGGAAGUCUAAAGUUAAAUUAUGACGCAUCGGUGGCUGCAAAUGGAGAACAGGUUGGGAUCGGCAGUGUAUGCCGCGAUAGCGAUGGGAAUAUGGUAGCAGCUAUGGGAGAGAGGGUCGCUGGAAGAUUAAAGCCAUGUGCAGCUGAGUUGUUCUCUGUGAUGAGGGGUGUUGAAUGGGCUAUGGAACGAGGCUGGACUGGACUCGUGGUUGAAACAGAUUGUUUGGAGGCUGUGAGAAUGGUAAAUGGAAGUGAUGAAUGCCUUGCAAGUGAGGGUACUAUUGUGGAGCGAAUCAGAGAGAUACUAGGGGCAUUGGAUAUCCACAAUAUUCAAUAUGUUCCUAGAGAGGCAAAUAUGGCGGCUCAUGCUGUUGCUGGAGUUGUAGCCCGGGGUAAUGGGCGGAGUAGUUGGUUAGGGGUUGGGCCUUCUUGGCUCAUGGAUGUCAUUGGUAAUGACGGACCCGUAACUGGUUAUUUUUAUAGGGAGGAGAGUGGGGAGUUCUUGUCCACCACCGGUCAUUCCCAUGUUUUGUAG